Molecule: messenger RNA, 2923 nt
Organism: Etheostoma spectabile (orangethroat darter)
Lineage: Eukaryota; Metazoa; Chordata; Actinopteri; Perciformes; Percidae
Gene: mief2
Product: mitochondrial elongation factor 2
Exons: 8
Coding region: 215-1597 (460 amino acids)
Biological process (GO): positive regulation of mitochondrial fission; mitochondrion organization
Cellular component (GO): mitochondrial outer membrane
Source: RefSeq, a predicted model, not a curated record
UUAACGUUGAAUGCCAACUGCAAUUAAAAGAACGAAGAAGAAACCAGCAGCUGUAUCCUGUAGCUAGCUGGCAGAACUAGCUACAUUUACUCUGUGUCCAAUAACGGUAGAAAUAAGAAAUACGCGUUGUAUCAAAAACACUGAUGUUGUGGAGUCGAACUAUAUCGGUUAUAUUUCUCUCCGCGCUGAGUGGCUAACCGCAAAAAAGGAAGCAAUGAACUUCCAGGGCAGUCGGCGGCGAGGAGCGGAUGGCAUCGCCAUGGUGAUUGACUUCCUGCUGUCUAAUGCCCGGCUGAUUCUGGGAGUUGGUGGGGCUGCCAUGCUAGGAAUUGCUACACUGGCAGUGAAACGGCUGAUAGAGCGCGCAGGCCGUGCAGCCGAUGAUGAAAAGGUGGAGCAGAAGAUGGCUGAGUUGAGUUUGGUCUCUGCUUCCCCCACUCUGAUCAAGAAGGGCAUAAAGGGUGUGGUGAUGAAACAUGUUACCAAGGCAGCAAAACAGCAAAAAGCGGACCUGUGCCAACAACCUCAGAUGUCCUCUCUGGAGUCUAAACCGGAGUCAAAGUCCAAGAGACUUCAGCUCUGUGUCCUCAGUUUGCAGGAGCGACUGCAGCAGUAUUAUCACACGAGGGCAGCACUAACUCCAAAUGAGGUCCAGAGGGCUCAGUCUCAAGCUCUGGACAUCUGCACUGAGAUCCAGGGCUUUCUGCGCAGCCGUCUUCCUGACAUGCCCCUGGGAGAAAUGAGCCUCGGAGGUUCUCUGCUGGAUGACCUGCAGGUGGUUAGCGCGGACCAUGCAUGUCUGCUGGUGCCUCUACAGCUGGAAGCUUCUCUGUGGCGUCUCAUCCCGGGAGAGGAAACGCUGCUCACACACCCGCUGCACUGGAUGGUCCGCCGGGUCAAUCUGGAAUAUUUUCCCAGAGGACUCAGCUACUGGGACAGGUACCUGGUGGGGGGUUACCUGUCCGCAGAAGCUGUUGUGAACAUGUUUAGUAAAGCUGUCAUGGAAACUAUAAACUGGCCGUCCAUCAGCAGCACUCUGGACUGUCUCGUCAGACCUGUCCUAGGAGGACCAGACCUAAAAGUGGAGAUUCGGCCUGGGAACGAGUGGGCAGAGAGCAGUGAUCAGUCCCUGUUUAUCUCCAUGCUGCCUCUGCUGCGGGAGGGGGACGUGGUUCUGACCGCCCAGCCUGAGCUCACCUCUCCCUGGGUCAACGCCUGGCACCUGUCUCUCUACCCGUGGGAGACUCAGCGCCUGACUCAGCUCGACACCGCUGACGACGGACACCGCAGACACACACUUAAAAUCCUCAAGGCUGUGUGCAGACUGAACCCUGCCCUGCGGCCGCUUCAAGCCGCCCCGCUCGCCAAUCUCAUCCUGCACCUCAGUGACAGUGAGAGCGACUGGUCCGAGAGCAGCCUUCAUGUGCGAUUCCAGCAGUGCAUCACAGAGCUGAUUGGCUACCUCGAACAAGAGGCGUUACACAGUUACUUCAAGCCAGCUGUCAAUCUGCUGAGCGGCCUGUCGGAGGACCAGGUGGACCAGAUGGGCUUCAUGCUCUACUGUGCCGUGUCAGAGCCAGAAAUUUUGCUCAUAUAACUGUCUGCACACACAUCGCCCAAGCUCUGACACACACACACACACACACACACACGAGAAUCUUUUAUCAUUCAAAAUGUUUGGUUCAAAGCAAAGAUUUAUUUCUUCCCUCUGUCUAUACUCUUUGGUGAGCCCCUCCGUCCGGCUUUGAGGAAAGGGAACAGGGUACAGUUGGAGUGACGAAAUGGCAGGCACCAUGGACUGAUGUCUAAACUAGAGGAGGAGAAGCUACAGAGAGACUGCAGAUGUAAAAGUGAUAAUCAAGCUAAAAUAAUCACUCAGAGGAAAGGAGCUGAGGAAGUCUUUAUCAAGAUGUUUGAAGCGAUGCUUCAGGAUGUGCCUGAACGCCACAGCCAAGUGUGCAUUUAAGUUUGCAUGAUUAUAAUUUUUCACGUGCAUUCAUUCUUUCUAGCCUCUACUGAGUGUGUGUCCUCUGCAUUAUUACCUAAGUCUAUUUUAAUAUAUUCUAACUAUGCAGAAAAAUGGAUGACCCGCUGAAAACCAACAAGGUUUUAAUGCACUUCUUAAACCAUUCAGUCUCUGAGUUGAACAUAUUUAAUGCAAAGUAUAUAUUUUAUCAUACUGGAGGCUAAAGUGUGCAGUCUGUUGCCAAGCUGUUCUGGGUAAAAACCCUUUAGAUUAUAAUUAAAGUUGCCUAACAAUUUUAUGCAGUUGCUUUUAAAAACCGUAUAUAUGCUGUGGCCAUUUCUUCAGUUAAAAAUCGAUUUUCUGUGAUUGAAGAGUGAAACUGCUAAUAACAAUUAAAGCACGCAGAUUCUCGCUCAGUUGCUUCAAAAUUAUUGUUUUCAAACUUGAAAAUCGAGUGUCACAAAGAUACGUCCCAGCCUGGUGUUUCACGUUAAACUUUUUCAUACAACUUUAUUUAUCAGUGUGUUUAAUGCCCCCUGAGUAGAAUCGUGCAACUUUGUAAACAUUUUGCACUAGUUUCAUGCACAUAUCAAUCAAAAUGCUAAAAUCAUGUCAUGUGAGAGCCAGCUGAUAACCGUUACCAUCAGCUGAUGGCCUAAACAGCAGAAACGGAUGGCUACCGACAUGUGACAUGGACACAUCUGUCUUAAAACAACACUCUCAUGCCCAUAUAGUAUGUACAUUAAAUUUGGUACUGAUUACUGUAAAAAAUCGUCUUGCAUGCUGGCAGAGAAGACAUCCGUUCCUAAAGAUUUCAAUAUAAGUGAUGCGGAACAAAAUCUUCUGAAAAAAAUGUGAGCUUAUCCUUAAAUGUGCUGAAACUUAUCAGAAAAUAUGAGGCUACUUUUUGUAGUUGUAUUAUGCUGUUUUCAUUCAUUAAAUCAUUCCUAAUUUAUA